Messenger RNA from Knipowitschia caucasica, 261 nucleotides. NCBI's taxonomy places the organism in Eukaryota, Metazoa, Chordata, Actinopteri, Gobiiformes, Gobiidae. The record is from the annotation of a GenBank genome assembly.
AUGCUUCUGCACACUGGCAAAAAGGUUGGGAACUACUGCACAAAUAAUCACGAAAACACGACGCGAGCUGCGAACAGAGCAAGUGCUGGAGAGGGAGCGCGGCUGGAAACAAGGCCCCGUGGAUCUUCCGCUAAACCAGGACACUUGCAAUUUCUACUGCUGAAGUCCUCUUGUGGAUUUUCUUUUGGUACGUGGAGGGGUGCAGUAGCGCUGCUGACGGACAUACUGCUUGGUGGAAUCAACGCAGGUUGUUGUGUUUAA